This is a messenger RNA of Ectocarpus sp. CCAP 1310/34, 954 nucleotides long. The record is from the annotation of a GenBank genome assembly. NCBI's taxonomy places the organism in Eukaryota, Phaeophyceae, Ectocarpales, Ectocarpaceae.
AUGUCCGUCACCUUCGCCCAUGAGGGAUAUGACGCCUGCUGGGCUUGUAACGACCCCUCCUUCAGCUACUUCCUUGUCAGCGGCAGCCUCGCACCGGUGAAAAUCAUCCCAAACCGCUUAUCGGCAUCGCUCCAGAAUCCUACCCCGCUACGCUACGCCGGCACGAGCAAUAGUCUGAAGCACACGCUCGGCGUUGAGCUCACCGCAUCUGAGGCGCAACUGCGGCAGGACCGCUGCGAGCAUUCUGCAAGGCUGGAGGCGCACGAAAGCAACGCUGAAAAGGGGACCGCCGGAGGAGUUCACCAUCCAGCUGUUUACGGGGUCCAAAUCCCUGGUACAGCCCGCUCACCGGGCGACAAGAGCAGCAGCACCGCCGGGUCUACCUGGAGCCCUGUGGCGCCGAGGAAAGACGGCGGCUUGACGUCCGACCACGGUGGUGGUGGUGGCAGUGACAUCGAGAGCACCCCUGGCGGAGGGAUUUUUUCCGUCCUCAAGGCAACAAAACCCUCUGAGAUCAACGCGUCGGAAGUCGACUUCUCUACAAACGAAGGGAGAGAGACCCCCCUCUUGCUGCCGGGGCAAUCCCUCGACUGCUAUCUGUUGCUACACCGCGUCAAGGUGAUCGGCCCGGAGAGAGACCCCGACAAAGCGGUAAGCCCCGAAGUCGUUCCGGCCGCGGCCGAGAGAGUUACUGGGACGACACGGUGGAAGCUAGACGCUCGACAGGGGUCGUGCAUCGGCAAGGUGAGCCGCCGAUUUUUGCGGGAGCUCGAGCGCGAGGAGGCGAAGCACGAGACGGAAGUGAAGGUUUCUUUCCUUCGACAGACCGAGGUGUUUGGGAAAGGAUUUAGUGCCGCAGCUCUUGAGCAAGUAGCCCUGCUCAUGGAGCGUCGGAAAGAGCCCGCAGCAGCCGUGGUACGGCGAAAAGGCUCUGCAGUGGACAAGGUUGAGUGA